AUGGCCAACACCGGCUACACGUCCCCGUUCCCAACCUCCCACGACACGAUUGGGCAGUCAACACUGGUGACACCGCUUUUCAUGCCAUCGUCUCCUCCACAACAAACCACUAGCCCACCAGAGUCUCCGCUGCCCGCCGACAGCCCCAUCUCUGAACGCUUUCGACACGAGGAACAAGACCACCACGAACAGGCGAGCGACGAUGAAGAACAUCAUGCUGACAAUGAGGCUUUAAAUCACUCUCGUCCGUCAACCCCAGGAGGCCCGACUGGCUCGGACCUUGAUGCUCGCCUUGCGGAAUACACGCUGGACUUUAGCCAAUUCCCCAGUGGCCAGUUUUCGGACGGAAAAGAAGACCAGCUGCCAGAUUUGAAGGAAGACGCGGAAGACAAUCUUUCUGAAGUUGGGGGUCCGGAGGACUUUACUGCAAACAUGGAGAAGUACUUGAUGGGCGACGGAAUGUCAAGUGCGCGCAAACUCAGCGCACACCACUCUAACCACGAGCCGGCAUCUGCAUCGCGUCACAGCUCGCUCAAGUCACGACAACCGGCUGUCGAAGAGGAGGCCGAGUUGGGCGACUAUAGCGAAUUUGGACCGCCGGUGGACAUGUCCACCCCGUCGCAUUUGCUUCACAGGACCAGUGUUCUUCCAAGAGACUCAACUCAGCUGGAAGAUAUCGAAGAAGACCCUGCGGAUGAUCUGGAGAGCCCCGCAUCCCCGUCAUUGAGAAAACUUUCAGACGCGUUGGAACACGAGCCUGAUGAGCCCGAGGACUGGGAACUCCGUUUGCAUCGUCGCGUCGCACAUUUGGAAGAGGAGCUGCGAAAUCGCGAUGAGCAUAUUCAGAAGAACCGCAAUCGAGUUCUCGAGGCCGCUUCAGCUGGGGAGCAAAUUCGCCACCUUCAGGCAGAACUGCAGCGCAAAGACACUCUGAUCGAGAAAAUCCAAAGCCAGGGAGGCGAUGAGGCUAUUCUCCGCGAACGGCUCCUUCAACAGUCCAGCAUGAACACUCCCGACCUUGGCGCUCUCCAACAACAAAUCCAUGAUAUGCAGCAUCAACUUCAAAACCGGGAUUCUCAGAGUUCCAUGGGCGCCGAAAGGCUGGAGACAAUCGCUCACCUUCGCCAGCAGCUGAACCACACUCAAGAGCAAUUAAAGAAGCGAGACACAACUCUCGAGGAGACAAUGACCAGGCUAAGAGAAGUCACCCAGGCCAGAGAAUCACAAGUACACGAGAAGAACGCCGAGAUCGAGAGGCUCAAAGCAGAAAUUGACGAUCAAGCUCUGGAAAACGAACGACUGCGUACCGAAAUUGAACGCGUCAACACCGAUUACGAAGCUCUCGAGGACCGACUCACCACCCUGGAAACCAAGAACCAACCCCUCGAAGACAGGAAUAGCUCUCUUGAAGCUGACCUGACCCGUGUGCAGUCACAGGUGGAGGCCCAAGAGAAUGCGCUCAGGGCCGCGGCGGCCGAUCUACCACUUGGUAACCGCAGUACCUACAGCGAGAUCCUCGACUUGAUUAAGGAUCUUGGGCACUCGGGCCCCCAGUCGCCUCUGAAGGAGAAAUUCCCGCAUGACUUUGACGUGCCGCAUGGGUUUGAUGUCCCGCAACUGGGACAGGAACUCACCAGGCUUCAACAAGGACUUGAAGACGCAUUGGCCGCCCAAAAGGCCGCAGAAGCUGAGGCAACCCGUCUCCGAGACCAAGCUGCCGAAUCUCAAAUCUUCAUUACGACUAUCGAAGCAGAGAACGCGCGCCUUACAGCACGAACGCAGGAGCUCAACUCGGCCCUCACUAAGACCCAGAAAGAGUUGACCCGCACACAAGAGCAGCAUGCAGAGUCGCUUGAAACCAUCGCUCGUCUCCAAGAAGAGGCUCUCAGCCAACCGCCCAGCUCACCACGCUCACCACCAACUGUUCAUGGUGCCUUCAAUUCGGAGCAGCGAGAACCCGCCGUGGACACAGCCGCCCUGGAAGCAGCUCAUCAAGACCAAAUCCGAAGCCUCCAAACCGCUCACUCAACCGCCAUCUCUACUCUGCGCUCUUCACACGCAGAGUCCAUGCGCAAAAUCCGCAACAUGCUCACGGCAGCCGAGCAACGCGAAGCCGAGCUCCGAACAGACCUCACGACACUGCGCACCUCAGUCUCCACCCAAGAAUCCCAGCUCCGAAAGACCUUUAAAUCCGAAAUCAAGCACCUUGAAGCCGUCAUCGCCGCCAAAGACGAAACUGCCGCUGCGGUUGAUGAGCGCAUUGCUCUUUCCGUCGAAAGGCGAGAGCGCGAAUGGGAGCGUCGUGUGGACCUCCUUCUCAAGGAGCGUGAUCGCAUGGCCAAGGCUCUGAUGAUGUACUGGGGAGAGAAGGAAAUGGGCCGUGGACCAGGUGUUCUGGCUGAGGGCAAGGAGAACCGUCGUCGGGAUGGAGAUCGUGCAGAUGCGAAGUUAGGGCAAGCUUACCAGUAUAAGUACGCCGAGAAACAUGGCGAGAAGCAUCCUGAGAAGCGGAAGGCCAGGAGUGGAGAGAAGAAGGUAUAG
Penicillium cinerascens is the source of this 2541-nucleotide messenger RNA. Its product is annotated as putative spindle pole body associated protein SnaD. The transcript has a single exon. NCBI's taxonomy places the organism in Eukaryota, Fungi, Ascomycota, Eurotiomycetes, Eurotiales, Aspergillaceae. The coding region runs from base 1 to 2541 and encodes 846 amino acids. The record is from RefSeq and is a predicted model, not a curated record.